Molecule: messenger RNA, 1047 nt
Organism: Exophiala aquamarina CBS 119918
Lineage: Eukaryota; Fungi; Ascomycota; Eurotiomycetes; Chaetothyriales; Herpotrichiellaceae
Exons: 3
Coding region: 1-1047 (348 amino acids)
Source: RefSeq, a predicted model, not a curated record
AUGGCAGCAAAUCCUCGCUCGAACAAGUACAAAGUCCUGACCGACGCCGAUGUGGAGCACUUCCUGACCCACGGUUUCGUGCGGAUCCCCGGGUGCUUCACCACCGAGGCGUCCGACGAAUGGACCAAGGACGUGUGGUUGCGGCUGGGCAUGUCGCCGACGGACAAGUCGACCUGGACGCGCGAACGCACCAACAUGCCGGAACACCAGCGGCUGAAGGUGCCGGAGUUCGCGCCCAAGGCGUGGGACGCCAUUUGCGACCUCGUCGGUGGCGACGAAAAGGUGACGCCGAAGUCGAAGACUUGGAGUGAUUCUUUCAUUGUCAAUCUGGGAACGCAGGAGAACGAGGGCAAGACGUUUAGUCCACAGGAGUUGAGCCAGUGGCAUGUUGAUGGCGAUUUCUUCGUUCAUUUCCUUGACUCGCCUGAGCAAGGCUUACUGGUCAUUCCGCUGUAUACCGACAUUCAUCCCAAUGGCGGAGGUACGUGGAUUUGCUCUGAAGGCAUUACGAGAAUUGGAAAAUGGCUGUACGACCAUCCUCAAGGCGUCGACCCGCGGAUGAACCCGGUUGAUGCGCCAGACGGGAACGCAUUCGAGGGCUUAUCAUUCUUUAACCAGACAGCACAGGUCUCCUCGCCGUCCUCAUUCCACGAGAUGACCGGGAAAAUCGGCGACGUGAUCCUCCUACACCCACUGAUGCUGCACUCUGCAUCGAAGAACGGACUGAGGAACAUCCGCAUCAUCACCAAUCCUCCGGUAUCGCUGCUCGAGCCGUUCAAUUUCGACCGCGGGCCGAAUGAAGACGCCUACAGUCUUGUGGAGUUGAAGACCAUCCGGGAUUUAGGUGGGAUUGAAAAGCUGAAGGGAUGGACGAUCCAAGGCGAGAGGAAGGCGGUGAUUCCCGAGCGGUUGAGGCACCAGGCGAAGAUGAUGGAGGAGGAGAAUCGAAGGUUGAGGGAGAGUGGGCGAGAGUAUAAAGAGAGAACACAGACCGAGGAGCAGAUCAAAGAGCAGGCUAAUCGGCUGCAGCCUAUUGCGGCUGCGUAG